Molecule: messenger RNA, 222 nt
Organism: Protopolystoma xenopodis
Lineage: Eukaryota; Metazoa; Platyhelminthes; Monogenea; Polystomatidea; Polystomatidae
Source: the annotation of a GenBank genome assembly
AUGCUGCGGGAGCGCUACGAGAGUCCGACUGCCACGCGGCCACGGUUCAGAGUGCCGGCACCGGCCGGGGGCGGGCCGGACCAAACAGCGGCCACUCAUUGGCCAAUGGGACGCCGGCCAAUCAGAGGCCGACUGCCUCUCCUGGCCUCGCCUGGCCUGGCGCGGCUCGACCAAUCGCCGUCGGACUGGCCGGUCGAACGGGCUGCAGACGUGCUGGAGGCG